UGCCGCCCCAUGUCCGGCAUCGUCCUUACUGGAAUCGCGGCCUGUCGCCGCUCUAGUUACUGUCUCGGGCUGUUGCGUGUCUCAUACCGCUCCCGCUGCGUCCUAUCGGGGCCGCUGGCGUCACUUCAGCCGCGCCGCCGUAAGCACGACGACUCUAGACCGGUGUCCGGCAAUUCUGAUGACGCGAUAUCAAAGGCUCCCGGUAGUACGCGCCCGGUGGUGCCCAUUCACAUGGGUGCAGGGGUCACUCAAGGAGGCCAGAAGGAGGAACCGGGCAAGGGCGCCGGGGUGGCAGCACCACCCAACCCUCCGGAGGUUCCCUCCGAGCGACGACCGGAGGCUCCUUUCGAGAACAGCCCGGAGCUACCAAGUGCUCGCCCAUCACCCGCCGAAGUCAAGCCGCAAAGUCCGAACACCAUAACUUGCAUCUCGGACAAUCAGGACUCCGAUGUCCACUCUCCAAAUCAAACCUUCUUUCAGCUCGGCCAAUUGGAUGUAAAGUCCUCCAACGAGGAUAAUAAUGGGAACUUUGAUGAUAAGUUCCAAUCAAAUCCGGCUCAGCCGACUGUUGAAUUCAUCAACGAUCCCAAGUAUAAUGAUGAUCCCGUAUAUGUUGAAUUAGGUUCGGAUAGCCAAGGUACUGAUACACCCAAGGUACCCGAUGGCAAAGGUAAAUCCAAAGGUUUUAUCGAUGCCACAGAGGACACCAGCUAUGCCAACUUUUUCUCAAACGAACCAAUGACGCCGGAGCAACUCCGGAUAAGAGCCGCGCUUCAGUCUCUGUCCGAAGAAGAACAAACGACCAAGCUGCUCAAGGCCAAGGCAAAACGAGAAGAAACCGCGUCGAAGCAUGCGACCAAAUUUGCCAAAAAGGAGCCCAACAAACAGGACUAUCACGGAGCCAAAGCCACUUCCAAGCCCUCGCCUCAGUUCCAAUCCAAAGCGGCCAGCGGAGUUGCGAAUCCUAACUCUGCCCUGGAUCAGAAGGCUAUAAAGUCCAAGCAUGAUCCUAAGGUGAAUAAGGCGGGAUCUUCUAAUCCGAAUCUCUUUAUGAAGUCCACGCCAGCGACGCCGAUAGAAAGAAAGUCAGUUGCUCAGACCCCAGCCCAACCUGGCACCUCGGCAGACAACUCAGAAAGAAGCUCCUCCAAAAACCAAAAACCCAUGAGCUCCAGUUUUGAUUUGCCUGGAGAAGGCAAGAUCGCUGGGCCACAAAGGAAGACCGGGCAGUCUUCUCUCAGCCUCAAAACGCCCCCAAAUGCACCGUCGUCGAUCGUUAAGGAUAUACCUCCUCCUUCAACAAAGAACACUUACCGGAAGUUUUGGCGUCCCAAUGAUAGCACUAAAGAAGGAUCAGACGCAGAUCUGAAUGUGCAUAAGGGAGAUGCGUCUGGUCUUCCAGGAGAUGAGGCAGCAGUCACAUCUGAGGCAGCAAACUGGCGGCUACACGAAACUGGAACCGGAGCGCAAGAACGAAAACCAGAAGCAGUAGCUCGGGAGAUACUAAACCUGGUAAAGAUACCGGAAACCUUGCCGAAAGCAGUUACCUCAACUACUGAAGAUUUGAAUAAAAGGAGUAAGACUAUCGAAAGUAAAGCAUCCGAUAAGGAAAGUUCGGAGUAUUUUAAAGAUCUUUACAAUCAAACUAGAACUGAGUACCAUAAACAGCCCGACGAAGAUCUUGUAAAUAAUGAUUAUGUCCAGAAAUGGAUAGAGAAGUUCAAAGUGCAGCUUGAGGAUAAGCAAGCGAUGGAUGUAGAUGCAGUUUCCGUAAAAAAAUCAAAGGAUAGCACCCGUCGCACUGUUCCUGCAAAUCCAGACUCCCCCUAUGCUUCUAUGAAACAGGAAGCACCAGACUACUCGUUUAAGUCUGAAAUGCCAUUACCCAUCAAAAUCGUAUGCAAUAACGACAUGCCAGAUACAUCGUCCUCGAAUAUUAAACCGAUAAGCAGCUCGGAUCUCAAGUCGGAUAAGGGCAUUACCAUGAAUGUAGUUGGUGCGGACACGAAGCCUGUCGAGUUUAUCCUGAAUCCGUCCUCCUCGCAGCGGCAGUUUACUGCAGAAUCUGUCUCAGUGUUCGGUAAGACCGGGGAAGGCUCGGAUCACUCUUGGAAGAUGGGUUCUACCAAAAAGGAAGACACUACCCCAAAAACCACCCAGGAGAUUGUGGCCAUGUUUAAGGAUGACACCGAAGGUGAUCAGACCAAAGCUCAAGAGGGCAGAGUAAGGGAAUUAUUCGAACAGCUGGACAAAUUCGAUAAGGGACAGGAUCGCUGGUGGACUCUAGACGAUCUCUCAAAGGCGACCAAGACCAGUCAGGCAGAAGUUCGGGCCAUAUUGGCCCCUGGUUUAACCACUAAAAGUAAGAAGACUACCAUCUCGACCUCGGAUUUCAAGUCUAGCAAAGAAAACGAUUCAGCCAACCAAAGUAAGACCCCCGGAAUCGCUACUUCGGAGUCUAAGUCUGCCAAAGAAACUUCCUCCAAAAAGGACUCAUCCCCGAAAGAUUUAUCCAAGAAAGAUCUUUCCCAGAAAGAUGCCUCCAAAAAAGAUGCCUCCGAGAAAAAUACUCCCAAGGCAAGUGUUGAAAAAGAUAAGGGCGGUAAAGAUCAUUUUUCGGAUCUAAGCAACUUAAAUACAAAGAUAAGGAAGCCAACCUUACAGGACCUCAUGGAUGAAAAGAUAGAAGAGAAGGAGAACUCUGAUGAAAUUGCCAAGCUGGCCCAUAUGGAUUCUAAAAUUUUGGACGACGAAUACGGCCUGGGAAAGGACGACAAGAAGAAGUACAUGGAGGAGAUAGCCAAACUAAAGGACGAGUUAGAGGAGAAGGAAGACCAUAAGAAGAAAACUAAUGAGCUGAAUAACAAAAUAUCGUCCUUUAUGGAGGCCGCUGAGCAGAGGCGCCGAAUAAGGAAAGCCACCCAAAUAGCCAAGUAUGCAGACUCGGAUAAGGAUUACCAGCCUACAUCCGAGUUAACUCCGGGUGAUCUUUACGAUCCCAUUGCCGACGAGGUUUCGUCCUCGUCACACAAUCCGCGGGAAACGGCGGAUGCUGAAGACAGUCCCAAAGAAAUCAGGAGGCGAGAGUCUUCCGAAGUCAAAUCAGAGAAGGACGACAAAGAUACUAUCCUGUCUAUGGAUGAGGCCAAGACGAAGGUUGACGAAGAUGAAGCAAAAACCAAGGUUGACGAAGAAGUAAAAAAGGAAAAUAUUUUGGAGAAAAAGAAACCCGAGGUGGACCGAGGCGAACUGGCUCUGAAGUUGCUGGACAAGGAAACGGCCAAGCCUCCCGUGGAUCUUAUUCCUCCUCCUCGGCCUGCUGAAAAGUCCUUUAUACAAAUAUUGUUUGACAAAAUCUUGGGCGGCGGCAAAAAAGGCGGUGACGAGCCCAAGCGAAAAAUGUCCACGUACGUGGGUCGCCGUCAAUACAGUACUACCUCAUCCUUCAUAUUUCCUUCCGCCACUCAUGUGAUUGAGAAUCAACCUGUCAGGAAAGAAGAAAUCCCAGAGCCUGAAGGAAAAGAGCAAAGCCCAAGUCACUGUUCUAUGCAGGAACCACAGAUCCCCCAGCGCUCCUUUUACCUGUUUGGCAAGAAGGACAAGAAAAAGAAGUCCAAGGACCUGACUGAGAUCCAGGGCGGUUCACCUCUCUGCAAAGAUCCCAAGAAAACGCCACGCGAACUGCUCAAGGAAAAAGCCCAGAGCAGGGAUAUUAAAAUCUUGGGCGGCUCCGUUCCUUGUGCCGAGAAGUUGGCCUCCCUUGAGAAAGAUGGUCAAGACGACGACUGUAACACCCGGAAUUUUAGUUCCGGCGUAUCGCAAUUCGCCCGCCAGAUCUGGUUUUCUAUAUUUUCAGAUUCAACCGAUCGCUCCAACAAGGCCAAGUGAAGUUUCCAUAUCUUUGCGGACUGGACGUCAGCCUGGCUACGUUUCUGGUCCUGAUAACGCCAAUCCAUUGGAGAGUCGUGCUGAUGGUACUAUCUUUUUGGAACCUAAUGUACAUAAAUAUAUUAGGAUAAUGUUCCGGGACUUUCAAAAUUAAAGAAACAAGCUUUACUUAUUUGCGAUUAAGUUUCCUGGAUUUUAUAAAUUAGUUUAUCACAACUGAACUUAAAUGAAAGAAAAUGUUAUUUUAUGGAAAUAAAAUUCGUUGUUUAAACUUUAAAGAAAAAAUA
Molecule: messenger RNA, 4175 nt
Organism: Drosophila bipectinata
Lineage: Eukaryota; Metazoa; Arthropoda; Insecta; Diptera; Drosophilidae
Product: myb-like protein X
Source: RefSeq, a predicted model, not a curated record